Molecule: messenger RNA, 1152 nt
Organism: Arxiozyma heterogenica
Lineage: Eukaryota; Fungi; Ascomycota; Saccharomycetes; Saccharomycetales; Saccharomycetaceae
Gene: MPD1
Product: protein disulfide isomerase MPD1
Exons: 1
Coding region: 1-1152 (383 amino acids)
Biological process (GO): response to endoplasmic reticulum stress
Cellular component (GO): endoplasmic reticulum lumen
Molecular function (GO): protein-disulfide reductase activity
Source: RefSeq, a predicted model, not a curated record
AUGUUUGAGUGGUACAUCCAAGUCGCACCAAUUUAUAUUGCGAAUACUAGUAGUAGAAUUUUUUCUAGAACUGUCCCCUUAUCUAUCUAUCUAUCUGUCUAUCUCGAUUUACAUGUACAUUAUUGUGAUAAGAUGAGACCAAUUUUUUUAACAUUUUUUUGUUGGCUCACAAUUCUUAACAGUGUUUUUUCGAUCAAUUCCUCACCAAGUAAUUUUUAUAAUGACGAUAUAAAUAUAAUUGAAGCAACAACUAAAUCAUUUGAUAAAAUUAUUUAUAGAUCAAAUUACACAACUCUUGUAGAAUUUUAUGCCCCAUGGUGUGGACAUUGUCGUAAUUUGAUGCCCACAAUGAAAAAAGUGGCGAAAAAAUUAAGUGGGUUAGUACAAGUAGUGACAGUGAAUUGUGAUUUGGAAUCAAAUAAACCACUCUGUGCAGAAUAUCGAAUCGAAGGAUUCCCAACUUUAAAAGUGUUUAAACCACAAAAGGUUAAUUUUUGGAACACGAAAGACGAUAAAACUAAAAAGCAAAAACCAAGAUUGAAAAAACAUAUAUUUGAUAAUUUUAUGGGAGAAAGAAAAGUGUCUGCUAUCGUAGACUAUUGUUUAUCAAGAAUCAAGAAUUAUGUCAAGAAAUUAGAGACAUUAGAAAAUGCAUAUAAAUUAAAGAAUCUACCUUACAAUAGAACUCCAAUGAUUAUCUUUAAUAAAAAUGAUCGUGUUUCACCUAUGCUCAAAUCUAUGGCAAUUGAUUGGCUAGAUCAUAUACAAUUCUUCUCGAUCUAUAAUAAAAAAAUAUCGUUGCUCUCAAAAGAUACCAGAUUUUAUACAGAGUAUCCGAAUAUUGUGCAACAAUUAAAUAAAUUGAUUGAAUCAAUAAAGGAUGUUCCAAAUCAAUCUCGUAUGAUUAUUUUAGACUUUGAUAACGAUACCAUAAUUGAAUAUGAUGAAAAUAAGGUAAUAAACAAAGAGAAUCUAGUAGAAUUUUUAUUUGAACAAUUUCAGAUAAAACCUAGAGAGGGUCCAUUUAGUGAUCGUGAAAAUUAUUUAAAUGUGUUGAAGAAAGGUUCCACUAAAAAAAAUAAAAAAGUCAAGAGGAAUAGUAACCAAAAACCUAAAAAAAACAAAGAUUCUAACAUCCAUGAUGAGUUAUGA